GCACACAAUGGAAGGUUGUAUGAUGUGGUUUUUAUUUGCGUGUAGUUUCUGUCUUGUGAAUGCACAUAUGAGGAAUUUCGAAGAAUUUGAAGCAGAAUUUUACAAACUUAAAGAACGAGUUUCACAGCAGGAAAAUGCCUUACUCCUUCAGGGAAACAAGUUGAUAGAGCAGGACCAACGUCUGAAAUAUUACGAACAUGCAUUGGGGAAGCGGUUUGUGCUGCAAGACGAGGAGACAGUGGCUUUCACUGCCCACGUAAGUCCCUACACACUGGACCACCUAAAUCACUUGGACGUGAUUCACUUUGACCAAGUGCUGACCAAUAUUGGAGGCGGAUAUAACAACCAAACUGGAGUGUUUGUUGCUCCAGUCAGCGGCAUUUAUCAAUUUAGUUGCUCAUUGAUGGACCACAUCAGCGACACACACGGGGACGCUAUGGUGAGGGGAGAAAUUAUCCACAACUCCAUGGUGAUUGCACGCGUGUUUGCGCACGCUGACGUCAAGUAUAGGGACCAGGGCGCACAAACGGUGUUUGUUCACGUGAACGUUGGGGACCAGGUGUUCGUCCGUGUCCGUGACAACACGAACCUCAGCCUCGGCGGGGACAUGUACUCAUCUUUCUCCGGUUACCUCAUGCAGCCAGUGGAAACGCCAUGAACUAUGUUUUGACAAGCCUCCUUGGCAUGGGGACCCUAGGAGCGGUUUCGUAUCUAGGACAAAAUACUAACAAUAGAACUGCACCUUAUUCAGUGCCUCCCCUAUAAUACUUAAUUGAAAUGAAGCCAAAUCAACGUAAAAAACUGAAAUAAAUCCGCUUUAAACCUAACUUUUGAUGUUAAAUGUUGAUGUAAGAUUAGUAGCAUUCUUAUCCGAAAUAAAGUGACAAAACA
Messenger RNA from Mya arenaria, 891 nucleotides. RefSeq names its product cerebellin-3-like. The transcript has 4 exons. Gene Ontology annotation, molecular function: protein binding. NCBI's taxonomy places the organism in Eukaryota, Metazoa, Mollusca, Bivalvia, Myida, Myidae. The record is from RefSeq and is a predicted model, not a curated record. Bases 8 to 658 code for a protein of 216 amino acids.